Messenger RNA from Trichoderma asperellum CBS 433.97, 1624 nucleotides. RefSeq lists its product as uncharacterized. NCBI's taxonomy places the organism in Eukaryota, Fungi, Ascomycota, Sordariomycetes, Hypocreales, Hypocreaceae. Gene Ontology annotation, biological process: guanine catabolic process. Gene Ontology annotation, molecular function: guanine deaminase activity; zinc ion binding. Gene Ontology annotation, cellular component: cytosol. The record is from RefSeq and is a predicted model, not a curated record.
CUCAUGCACCUCAUCUUUCUUGUCAGACCCACAGCCUCUAGAGCUUCAUCGAAAAGUAUCUAUAAGUGACCAUAAAGAGACAAGAAGAAGACGGUAUUAUGGCUGAACCCGCCCAAGCCAUCCAUGGAACUCUAAUCCACUCUCUUUCUCAGACGCAACUUCAAGUCCUUCCAGAUACUCUCAUCAUUCUCUCUUCUUCAGGUAGCAUCGUAUCUCUCCAAUCUAAUAUCCCUUCUUUACAAGUGAAUAAUUUCCUCGCCGUGCAACGCAUCGAACACAUUCGCCAAACUAUACUCCCCUCUGGCCAAUUCGUCAUCCCGGGCUUUGUUGAUACACAUAAUCAUGCUCCGCAAUGGAUGCAAAGGGGCUUGGGCCAAGGAAUGCAUAUCCUAGACUGGCUUGAUGGCAUUACUUUUCCCAAUGAAGCCAAGUUUGCAGAUGCUUCUCAUGCAGAGAAGGUGUAUGAGAAGCUCGUUCGAGGGAUGCUUAGACAGGGUGUUACGACGGCAUCUUACUACGGUUCUUUGCACCAAGAAGCGACGAAUGUUUUGGCAUCAACGUGUCUUGAAAGAGGUCAGAGAGCUCUGAUUGGAAAAUGCAACAUGAAUCGCAACUCGCCAUCCUUCUACUGCGAAACUUCUGCUGAAGAGUCCAUUUCUGCGACGAAAUCAUGUAUACAUCAUAUUCGAACCAUCGACCCGAAGAAUACUCUUAUUAAACCUGUUUUGACGCCUCGCUUCGCGAUAUCGUGCACAGUAGAAUUACUACAGUCUCUCGGCACCAUGGUUCGCAAUGAUACUUCUCUAGCUAUACAAACUCAUUUCAAUGAGGCCAAGCAGGAGAUCAACGCCACGCUGUCUCUCUUUCCGGAAUUUAAAAACGAAGCCGAUUUAUACUCUUCUUUCGGGCUUCUUACACCAAAGACUAUCCUCGCCCAUUGUACUAUCAUGACUGAGUACGAGAUCCAGAAGCUUCACGAUUUUGGAUGCGGCGUCGCGCAUUGUCCUACAGCAAACAUGACCGUUGGGGGAGGCUUCAUGGCUGCUCCCGUAAAGGAGUUUCUUAGACGUGGUAUCAAUGUCGGCUUAGGAACAGAUUCGGGAGGUGGUUAUAGCUCGAGUAUGUUAAAUGCGAUGAGACAUGCUCUCAUCACGUCGUAUGCGAGAGACGCGCUGUAUCCGACAUUCAAACAAGCGAAAGAGACGAGUGUCAGCGGUGACAAGGGAGGCGGCAAAGAAGCUCUGAGCCUGGAAGAGGUUUUCUACAUGGCUACCCAAGGAGGCGCCAAGGUCGUUGGCCUUGAUGACAAAAUUGGCGAAUUUGCGCUUGGAAGGGAAUUUGAUGCCCUGGUAAUCGACUUGCGGGAUGAGAGAAGCGGAGUAAAUGUGCCGCUGGAUGAAGACGACUCGACACCAAGGAUGCUCGAGAAAUUCAUCAUGACGGGAGACGAUAGGAACAUUGUGCAGGUCUAUGUUAAAGGAAGAUUGGUUCAUGGUGAAUGACUUGGGACUUUGAUAUGUGGUGAAAGCAUUCGAACUGGCUUGGCUUGAGAUAGCAGCUUUCCGAAUACUCUAGACCAAAGUUGAAUAGAAAGUGAAUACAAAAGGUACGGCUUCAGAGGCAG